This is a messenger RNA of Thunnus maccoyii (southern bluefin tuna), 4853 nucleotides long. Its product is annotated as zinc finger protein 721-like. The transcript has 8 exons. Lineage: Eukaryota; Metazoa; Chordata; Actinopteri; Scombriformes; Scombridae. The record is from RefSeq and is a predicted model, not a curated record. Bases 113 to 3565 code for a protein of 1150 amino acids.
AAAUCCGCCACCUUAGUAACGGUAACCAUGCAGGGCGGGGCUUAGCGAAGGCUCAGUUCAUCUCAAACGAAGUUCAAAUGACCGCGAGACGCCACAAGACCACAAGAGCAGAAUGGAGGUGAACCAGAACCCGGAGCACCUAACCGACAACCCCGUUAAAAGGGAAGAAUCAAGCUCACCGUGUACUACCAACGAUAAACAGAAACAAACAGGAAGACAGAGACUCAAACAUCACUGCUGUCAGCACCGUGACAAAGCCUUCAGGACAUCGAAAUAUUUAAAGAUUCAUCAGAGAGUUCCUACAGGAGAGAAACGUCCAAGCUGUGACCAGUGUGGGAAAGCUUUCAAUACAGUCAUUCAUCUAAAAGUCCACCAACGCAUUCACACUGGAGAGAAGCCGUACAACUGUGAGCAAUGUGGGAAAGCUUUCACUAGAAAAAGUAAUCUAAAAAGUCACCAACGCAUUCACACUGGAGAGAAGCCAUACAGCUGUGAGCAAUGUGGGAAAGCUUUCACUAGAAAAAAUCAUCUAAAAAUCCACCAACGCAUUCACACUGGAGAGAAGCCAUACUGGUGUGAACAAUGUGGGAAAACUUUCUCUCAAGACAGCACUCUAAAAAGCCACCAACGCAUUCACACUGGAGAGAAGCCAUACUGGUGUGAACAAUGUGGGAAAACUUUCUCUCAAGACGGUAAUCUAAAAAGGCACCAACGCAUUCACACUGGAGAGCAGCCAUACUGGUGUGAACAAUGUGGGAAAACUUUCUCUCAAGACAGCACUCUAAAAAGGCACCAACGCAUUCACACUGGAGAGAAGCCGUACUGGUGUGGGCAAUGUGGGAAAACUUUCACUCGUGGUAGUUCCUUAAAAAAACACAGAUGCAGUCACUCAGCAUCGGCGGGGCUUAGCGAAGGCUCAGUUCAUCUCAAACGAAGUUCAAAUGACCGCGAGACGCCACAAGACCACAAGAGCAGAAUGGAGGUGAACCAGAACCCGGAGCACCUAACCGACAACCCCGUUAAAAGGGAAGAAUCAAGCUCACCGUGUACUACCAACGAUAAACAGAAACAAACAGGAAGAAAAGGACUCAAACAUCACUGCUGUCAGCACUGUGACAAAGCCUUCACGACAUCAAGACAUUUAAAGAUUCAUCAGAAAGUUCAUACAGGAGAGAAACGUCCUAGCUGUGACCAGUGUGGGAAAACUUUCAAUACAGUCAUUCAUCUAAAAGUCCACCAACGUAUUUACACUGGAGAGAAACCGUACAACUGUGACAAAUGUGGGAAAGCUUUCACUACGGACGGUAAUCUAAAACGGCCCCAACGCAUACACACUGGAGAGAAACCGUACAGCUGUGAGCAAUGUGGGAGAACUUUCACUACAGGCAGUGAUCUAAAAAUCCACCAACGCAGUCACACUGGAGAGAAGCCAUACUGGUGUGAACAAUGUGGGAAAACUUUCUCUCAAGACAGCACUCUAAAAAGGCACCAACGCAUUCACACUGGAGAGAAGCCGUACUGGUGUGAGCAAUGUGGGAAAACUUUCUCUCAAGACAGUAAUCUAAAACGGCACCAAUGCAUUUACACUGGAGAGAAACCGUACAGCUGUGAGCAAUGUGGGAGAACUUUCACUACAGGCAGUGGUCUAAAAAUCCACCAAUGCAGUCACACUGGAGAGAAACCGUACAGCUGUGAGCAAUGUGGGAGAACUUUCACUACAGGCAGUGGUCUAAAAAUCCACCAAUGCAGUCACACUGGAGAGAAACCGUACAGCUGUGAGCAAUGUGGGAGAACUUUCACUACAGGCAGUGGUCUAAAAAUCCACCAACGCAUUCACACUGGAGAGAAACUGCACUACUGUGACAAAUGUGGGAAAACUUUCACUAUAGAAGGUAAUCUAAAACGGCACCAACGCAUUCAUACUGGAGAGAAACCAUACAGCUGUGAGCAAUGUGGGAGAACUUUCACUACAGGCAGUGGUCUAAAAAUCCACCAACGCAUUCACACUGGAGAGAAGCCGUACUGGUGUGACCAAUGUGGGAAAUUCUUCACUAGAUGCAGUCAUCUAAAAACCCACCAACGCAUUCACACUGGAGAGAAACCGCACUACUGUGACGAAUGUGGGAAAACUUUCACUAUAGAAGGUAAUCUAAAACGGCACCAAGGCAUUCAUACUGGAGAGAAACCAUACAGCUGUGAGCAAUGUGGGAAAGCUUUUACUAGAGACAGUUGUCUGAAAAGCCACCAACGCAUUCACACUGGAGAGAAACCAUACAACUGUGACCAAUGUGGGAAAACUUUCACUACAGACAGAUGGCUAAAAAGCCACCAACGCAUUCACACUGGACAGAAGCCAUACGAGUGUGAGCAAUGUGGGAAAACUUUCACUCACGCUAAUAAUCUAAUAAUCCACCAACGCAUUCACACUGGAGAGAAGCCGUACUGGUGUGGACAAUGUGGGAAAACUUUCUCUCAAGACGGUAAUCUAAAAAGGCACCAACGCAUUCACACUGGAGAGAAGCCGUACUGGUGUGGGCAAUGUGGGAAAAUUUUCACUCAUGGUAGUUCCUCAAAAAAACACAGAUGCAGUCACUCAGCAUCGUCAGCAGAGACGCUGCAGUCCAGAACGCAGUUCCUCAGUCAGAGAGUCCUGCUGGAUUUCUACGUUCAGGGCGACCACAAGAGCAGAAUGGAGGAGAACCAGAACCUGGAGCACCUUACCAACAACCCCGUUAAAAUGGAAGAAUCGGGCUCACCCUGUGCUACCACCAAUGAACAGAAACAAACGAGAAGACAGAGAUUCAAACAUCACUGCUGUCAGCACUGUGACAAAGCCUUCUCGACAUCGAAAUAUUUAAAGAUUCAUCAGAAAGUUCAUACAGGAGAGAAACGUCCAAGCUGUGACCAGUGUGGGAAAGCUUUCAAUACAGUCACUCAUCUAAAAAGCCACCAACGCAUUCACACUGGAGAGAAGCCGUACCGGUGUGAACAAUGUGGGAAAACUUUCUCUGAAUACAGUAAUCUAAAAAGCCACCAAUACAUUCAUACUGGAGAAAAGCCGUACAGCUGUGAGCAGUGUGGGAACACUUUCACUACAGUCAGUCAUCUGACAGUCCACCAACGUAUCCACACUGGAGAGAAGCCGUACCGGUGUGAACUAUGUGGGAAAACUUUUACUAAAGACAGUAAUCUAAUAAGCCACCAACGCAUUCACACUGGAGAGAAGCCGUACUGGUGUGAACACUGUGGGAGAACUUUCACUACAGACAGUAAUCUAAAAAGGCACCAACGCAUUCACACUGGAGAGAAGCCGUACUGGUGUGAGCAAUGUGGGAGAACUUUCACUACAGACAGUACUCUAAAAAGGCACCAACGCAUUCACACUGGAGAGAAGCCGUACUGGUGUGAGCAAUAUGGGAAAACUUUCUCUCAAGACAGUAAUCUAAAACGGCACCAACGCAUGCACACCGGAGAGAAGCCGUACUGGUGUGAACAAUGUGGGAAAAAUUUUGCUCAUGGUAGGUCCUUAAAAUCCCACCGAUGCAGUCACUCAACAUUGUGUUGAACAUGUUUUAGAGGCAGAUCAGUGGUGUCCCCCGUCUCUUCAUGCCUUUAAUAACAGUGUUGUUCUAUCCUGAGUUUCUCUACAAACUGAGGUCUGCCAGCUGUAACUUUAGAAUCAGUGUCUUUGCCAUUAGCGGCCCAUGUGACCAAUUUUUAAGCUCAGUGCUUGGUUGUAGAUAACUUCUACCCUGGAAGCGUUUUCAUUUUUCAACUUGAGUUUCAUGUUGAUCCAAGUCAUAGAAUUGCUGAAAGUGUGAGUAGCGUAACAUCGUCAAUGGGGGAAAAGUAACAGCAUUUAAAGUAACUCAAAGAAAGCUUGAAACUAGUUUAAAUGAGUUUAAGGUGGAUUCAGGAUUUGUUUUUGGUGGUUUUACAGACAAUUGAAUUUAAUUUAAUGGUAAUUAGAUUUUGAAAACGUGCUAUUUGUGUUAAGAGAACAAUCAUAUUUAAAUCAACCACUUAAUGACAACAAACAAAUACAGGUAAAUUAUUCCAAUCAGAAAGAGCCUGAAACAUAAAUUGUUACCAACUCCCAAGGAGACAAAGAGAUUCAUAAAGAGGAUCUGAUUAGAGCGAAACAAAGAAUUGUUUUAAGCAACAAGGAAGAUUAAGAUGAAUGCAUUUGAAAAUAAGCUGAUACCAAUGAAAUUCAUCUGAAUGUGUCUUAACGUUUUGUGAUGAUGCAUAAUAAAGAGCAUCCUCCGCUGUUAGGACAAAUAAAAACUUUUCCCAAACUUUUAGGAAACAACAAAAAAAUAGUUUAUCUUUCAUCCUUCCAUCAUGAGUUUGCCUUUCCAUUAAGCAGACAGGUCAUUACUUUCUUUUUCAUUAUUACUAUUUUAAUUAUGUUAAUUGGAAGUUUAAACACAGAGCCACUUCAGUGCUGUGAUGUCUUUGGUGCCAAUGAUGUCAGAGGUCAGACUGGGAUUCCAUACAAACUGUAUUUUAAUCAGUCCUACAGUGAUGGAUGACCCAGCAGGUUUCCCAUCACAGCCACCACAUAUCCUGUUUUUUAAAAUUGUGAGCUUUCCAUCAGCAGAGACUGUAUGAUGAUGUGUCGUCAUGGCAACCACAGCUGCUAGGACCAAGCAUGAGCUUUUUCUGCAACCAGAUGUUUGACAGGUUUUUCUUUUGACUUGUUUAAAUAUUCACUUCUUCUUCUUCUUCAGCUGUUCAAGUGAAGCUUUAAUGAGUUUACAUUUCACUGUUGUUUAUUUCAAAACCUUUAAAAUGUAAUCAUUGUUAAAACAUUAUUCUAUGAGUCAGAUGAAUAAAUCAGCUGUUUGAUA